Molecule: messenger RNA, 744 nt
Organism: Arabis nemorensis
Lineage: Eukaryota; Viridiplantae; Streptophyta; Magnoliopsida; Brassicales; Brassicaceae
Source: the annotation of a GenBank genome assembly
AUGGGGAAUUUCUCCAGUGUUCUCAUUCUCUUCUUCGUGUUCAUCACAAGCGGCAUUGCUGUUUCCGCCACCCUCUUCACAUUACAGAACAGCUGUCCGUACACAGUCUGGCCCGGAAUUCUCUCCGGUAACAGCAACACACUCGGCGGCGGCGGAUUUCCCUUGGCUCCAGGCGCUUCCAAACAGCUAACCGCUCCUCAGGGAUGGUCAGGCCGGUUCUGGGCUCGUACCGGCUGCAAUUUCGAUUCUACCGGUCACGGAAACUGCGUAACCGGAGACUGCGGCGGCGUUCUAAAAUGUAUCGGCGGUGGAGUACCUCCGACCACUCUUGCCGAAUUUACCGUCGGAUCAGGCGAAUCCGGUAAGGAUUUCUACGACGUGAGCCUCGUCGACGGUUACAAUGUGGAGAUGGGGAUCAAACCACAAGGAGGUUCCGGUGAUUGUCGUUACGCCGGUUGUGUCGCCGAUGUAAACGCGGUUUGUCCUUACGAGCUUCGGAUCAUGGAUCCGAGCAACAAUGGAAUCGUUGCGGCGUGUAAAAGCGCCUGCUUGGCGUUUAAUUCGCCGGAAUUUUGCUGUACCGAAGCUCACGCGACGCCGCAAACUUGUUCUCCGACGCAUUACUCGGCGAUGUUCAAGAGUGCUUGUCCUAGUGCUUAUAGUUACGCUUACGACGAUGCAACGAGCACUUUCACUUGUUCCGGAUCUAACUACUUGAUCACUUUCUGCCCAACCCGGUCUUAA